AUGGACAGUGCAGGACCUCUGACGCAUGUACCAAUAUUGCAAACGAGUUCUACUUGUUAUCUGUGCUUAGGAUAAGUGCAAGAUAAUGCAUCUUGGGUGUAAAAACCCAAGGGCAGAGUACAGAAUAUUUGAUAACAGUCCUAACCUCAACAUCUGAGGAAAGGGAUUUAGGGGUGAUUAUUUCUGAUGACUUAAAGGUAGGCAGACAAUGUAAUAGAGCAGCAGGAAAUGCUAGCAGAAUGCUUGGUUGUAUAGGGAGAGGUAUUAGCAGUAGAAAGAGGGAAGUGCUCAUGCCAUUGUACAGAACACUGGUGAGAUCUCACUUGGAGUAUUGUACACAGUACUGGAGACCGUAUCUCCAGAAGGAUAUUGAUGCUUUAGAGAGAGUUCAGAGAAGGGCUACUAAACUUGUGUCAACUUGUGUAAACUUGUGUCAUAUUGAGCUAAUUCACUGGAUGCCUCUGCAAAAGACCAAUAUAAGAUGCUGUUGUGUAAAUGUGGAGAAGUUAAGGAAUCAUAAAAUCCUAUAAACGUUUGUGACUGCCUUGUGAUCCAAAAGUAACAUCAUCUAUACUGCCAACAAGGCUGUUCAUCUAUAUUACCACAAUAUAGUACUAAUAUAGGGGAGUGCGGCAAAGGCCCACUCCCUCCCUCCACGUAGGCUGACAGAACACUACACUACUGGUCGAUUGUUUUAUAAAAGUCGGCUGCUAUGAGAAGCAGUAAUCUGAUGUAAAAUUAAAUAUGAAAAAGUACUACAAUCCUAUUUCUACCAGCUGCAGAGUUCUGGAAAUAAAAAGCCGCAUAUCUGAGGCUUCAGCCCCCCUAAACCCACCUUAGCAGCACUGAUCAAAUUACUAAAUAUAUUUGGAUAAGUAAAAAUAAUAUUAACAUUAGUGACGAGUGACCGUUUUGCUUUAAAUGCUACAGUAUACAUUGUGCUUAUGUAUUAGAAUAAUCCUCAAAUAAACCUAAUACAACUUAGUAACUACGAUAUGAUCUGGAAAACAUAUAUUGCUGAAGAUUUGGAGGACCUUCAGAAGAAUAUGGUUAUAGAGUUUGUCUGUUAUUAGCUCAAACUGCUAUGUCUGAGAAUCACCCACAAACAACUCGAUGACCUCGAAAACACUGAUUAAUCUGCUUGUUUACUGGAUAAAAAAACCACACCUGGCAUAAAGUUUAUUUUCUCUCACAGCUUGGUUGGACAUUAUAUAAAACGUUUCUACUGCAAAGUGCUUAAAACAUCAACUAAAAAGAUUGUGGACUCUUAUUGUACCUCUAUCUCUAGCCAUCUGGUAGAGAGGAAUACAACAGGUAAGUCAAUAUUCUCAUGAAAUUUGGUUUAACAUAGGUGUGCUCAGCGUUUUUAUGUUUGUUGUUUUUUUAAAUAGCAUUUUAUUUCAGAAUCCAUUCGAUAACAUAUCAUAUAAAUGAGCAUACAAUAUAGCGGCAUUAGAUAAUACGCUGGCAUGAUCAGACAAUACUAGAAUCGGUAUAGAUUAUACUUGAAAAUAUCAUCUGUACAUGUUAGGCAACUUUCCAUAAACGUCAAUUUUAUGUAUACAUAAAAAUAAAUGUAUUAAUUAACAAAACAUUCUAUUUCUACGUUCAUAGCAAAUUAAUCCAUGGGGGGGAGAUUCGUCAAAGCAAAAACAUGUGCUAGUCUGGGACAAAGUGCUAAAUAUGGAGCAAUUACCAUAGGAACCAAUAGAUUGGGGACAUUUAUCAAAGUGUUUCAUUCUAAAAAGUGAUCUAAUUUAUUAAAAGUUGGAUAAUAUCCAUGCAAACCUAAGAAACCAGCAGGCACAUUCUGUUGGUGACUCUUUCCAUUUUACAUUUUUGGAGCCACUUUUUAGAACAGAAUAUUAUGAUAAAUUGUCCCUAAUGUGUCUAAACAGCACGUUGCAUCCAAGGUAGCCCUUGUUUUGCCCUGAUAGAUCUCCCCAGAGAUAUAUGUAGCCUAUUAAAAACAUUUGACGGUUAUGAAGCAUUCUGUUUUCUGGGUUAUAUUUAUAUAUUUUUAAUUUUCUUAAUGUGAAUACCGACAGUAUAUACGUUACAUAGAUCUGUCUCCACUUCACGUCCUAGAUUGUGUGUUUUACAUCUCUUUCCUAUAGUCUCUGGAUUUUGUAGACACUAUUGCUUCUACUAUCUACGAGAAGCUAAUAAAUCUGAGAUAAAUGUCCCUUUUCUUGGUAAUUAUAUUUAAAGAAUCAUUGGAAUGGAGAUGGCUUAUGGCAGCUUGGAGAAAGAAAGUGAGGGGUCAUCAAGCGACCAACUUUUGGGUUGAACUUUUGGAGAAGGGUUUAAUUUCUGAAGUUAUGAUGGUGCCCAGACACCGCUACCCAUGUAACAACUUUAAUUACCUGAAUUUGUUGUGGGAUUACGAGUGUUCCUUUAAUGAAAGAUAAAAAUGUCAACCCCAGACCAGCUUAUCUUAAUGAAAACCCAAUAUGAUAAUUAUCUCAACCCAGAAUCUCAUUGCAUUUAGCUUUCAGAGGACAAUUCUGUUUAGACUGUGGAAGUCCAAAUCCUAUGUUUGCAAGUCAACAUGUUGCUAGCCCACUAUGGUUGUGAUCUGGGUAUUUCAAUGUCAUCACCAAAACUAAAAAUGACGUAAACUAGUUAGGAUUGUAAAAAAAAUACAAAAUAAAUACAAAAUAAAUCAUUAUAAUUAAUAAAAUCUGAAGUCUAUAUAAUUAUUUCACUUUGUACAGUACAGUAUGUGUCAGUUCUAUAUAGUGCCAAAUAAUCUAGCAUAAACUGGCUUAACCUCUUACAAUCCAAAAAGACAAAACUCAACAUUGUUCCAUUGCAUGACAUUGGAUACUGGAGCUUUAGAGUUAGAGUUUCAGAACAUAACAAAAUAUGUAUCAAGAGCACAGUUCACUGACUGCGAAUAGCUAUGAGUGAACGGGCCAAACGUAGAGUCAAUUGGGUGGAUUUAUAGACAUAUAGCAUCGGAGGUUAAUGACGAGUUUCUGUAUAUCGGACAAGAUUGGUAAAUGUUGCUGCAGGUAUUCAAGCCUUAUUUGGAUUUGCCUUGAUUAAUGUCUAUGAAAUAGAUAAAGUCUCACUACAUUCUUAAUGUUUCUUUGCUAAGACAAACCUAUGUAUUCAACUGCAGCACUCGUUAUAAGCAAUGAUAGUGUUGUAGUUCAGCUUUUGGGAAAAACUGACAUUAACUUCUCUCCUUCCAUAUAUUUGAGAGUCAUGAAGUUCCUGAUUCUACUGGCUAUCGCUGUAUGUUCCCUGCAAGGUGGCCUUGCAUUUAAAAUUGCUGCUUUCAAUAUUGAGAGGUUCGACAGUCCUAAAGUGGAGGAUACCACUGUUCUGAAUCUUCUCAUUCAGGUAAGCACAUCACCAAAGUUAUUUAAAAUGUGGUUGUAACAGUAAUAAUUGUAUAUUAAUAUUAUGUCAUUGGCCAAUAAGGCCACCAAACAUUUCAUGGACCAUGGUCUAGGACAGGGGUCAGCAUCCUAUGGCACACGUGCCAUGCAUGGCACUUAAGGAUCUGGCCUAGCAGGAGUCCCAGUGGGACUUCAGAUAUCUGCUAGUGCAAACUGAGCAGUGAUUGCAGAUGGUGAGAGACAAUCCUCAAUUUACGUAUUACAGCACUUAGAGGAAUUAUCUCAGAUCACUUCCUCCCAGCACUUAUGAACGGGAAUCUGCACUGGAGUAAUGCAGCCCACAGCAGCUAUUGUAGCUCCUGCACUUGACCUGUACCUGGCCAGCUCGUUCCCCACUGGACCCCAGGGAAGCCACCCACACUGCUAGAUAUUCACAAAGCUGCAGAAUAAGCCUCCUCUCAUACAAAUAAUAAAAAUAGCGCACACACAAACACACACACAACCCCACAAGCAGCUUCUCGCAUGCAAUACCACAAACAGCCCUACACAUUUACAAACCACCAAACACACAAUGUUACAUAUUAUCCACAAGCACACACAACUCCACAAGUCGUCUCUGCUGUCUCCACCCACCCUGGACCCAAGGCCAGGAUCCAGCUUCCAGUGGGUGAACCUCUCUUUCCCCAGAGAGCAGGAACAAGCUCUUAGCAGAACUUAGUGAUCAUACCCUGGGGAGUAUAGUGAUUAUAGCAAUCCCCAGAGUGUAUUUCUCCAAUCCCCCAAACAUGAGCCAAGGCUUAAUGCUGGAACAAGACUGAUUUACUGGCACACAGAACUCACAAUUUAUGCAACACAAAACUCCUCCUCUGGGCCAGGCUAGAUCACUGAGUUUCUACAAUACACAAAGUUCAAUUAUCUGCUGGCCAGAAAUAAUACAGUUUCAUAAAACACACAGGGACCCCAAAACAUGCAAUAACCCCAUAAAAAGUAUAUCCUUGGAACCGGGGGAUCUGGGUGAACCACAUAUCCAAAAUUCACCCAGAUCCGUUCAGUACUUUGGAAGAUACAGUUUAAUGCAGAUUCUGCAGAACAUAUACAGGCUAAAUGAAAAACAAUCACUGUAUAAUGUGUCCCCUGCUGUAUAGUCCAAAACCACUGCAUGAUGUCUCUGUGCACCAAAUACUGGCAAGAUGGCACCGUGUUGAAAAGUCCAAACAGUAUCUGUGAGUUAAAAUGGCCGCCAUCCAUUGUUCUCACCAUGUGCUUCUGAUACAGGAAAUGGUGGCCACCCAGUAAUUCCACAGUAUGUCCCCAGAUGGCUCUUAAAGGGCCAGCAGCAGCACAACACAAAUCCAUUAUGCCCAAAUCAUGUCUUUAAAGGGCAAUACAAACCAGGGGCCAUAGUCACAGGGCAAGAGGCGGGCAAGCAGUCCUCUCCAGGCACAAGUGGCGAAGGGCACUUCGCCACAGUAGGUAUUUUACAAACAAAAAUCAUGUCCUAACAGAACAGGAAAAAUAUGGAAGCAUUAAGUCUGAGUAAUUUUGCACCAUUUACCAGCAUGGAGAUCAUAUUAUAUUUGAAAGGAAACUGGCCUUCAAUUAUUCCAGAAUUCCAUAUAUCUGUAAACGUAUAUUUCUUAGCGUGAUAAUCCUCUUGUCCUUUAGUCGCUGCACUAUAUCCAUUUUGAAUAAUUCGUAUUUAUAAUGCCACAUUCUACUAAAUGGAUUUUAUUAUAUUUACCAAAGAACAGUAUGUAUUCAUAUAAAAGUACAUAAAGAAAACCAGAUUUCAUUUACCAGCGCGCAAGAAGAUUUUUAAUUCUUAUUUCAAGAUAUCUUCGUUCUGAAUGCAAACUGCGAACACAUUUUAGAACUCAGGGCUCAAUUAAUAUAAAUGCUUUUUAUAUACUCAUUGCUAGAUGAUUGAUAUGAAUGUAAAAGUUAUAUGUUGUGACUGUCUUGCUCUUUACAGUAACAUUUUAAACUAUCCUGGUAAUUACGCUGAUGGUAGGGAUAGAAUAUGAUAACUUAAAGCUAUGUUAUGAUUGUCUGUUUGGUGUUUUGAGCCAAUCGUGAUACAGUUACAUUCUAAAUCACAGUCAUUUCAAUACAGUGAUGUAAAUAUUCUAAUUUCAGCAUCCCGUCUGCUAUAAAAUGGAAGGAUUUUUUUUUUUAACAGACACACUUAACACACUUAAAUAUCAUCCAAAAGGUGUUUUUCAACGUUUUAAAACUUUACAAAAAAAUUAUAACAAUUCUAAUGCGUCUGUUCCUAUUCUAAUACAGAUACUGAGAAGAUAUGAACUCAUUGCAGUCCAAGAAGUAAUGAAUUCAAAUGAUUCAGCUAUUAAGAGGCUUGUACAGGAACUUAAUCUGUAAGUACUCAUAUUUUUACAAGCAUCGACUGAGAAAUUGAGUGGAAACACAUCAUGCUUGACUUUGGGACUGUGUUUUUGGCACCAUACCUGGGCUUUCGGGUGAGGUGAAAUUAAUUUACUCUGGAUGGGAGAAUGCACCCCUUAAACUCUACUUGUGCACUUUAUUUCAAAAUUGCAAUUUGUCCCAAUUUGUUGCUGUUUACCCAAACGAAACAAAUCUAAAUUUAUUUUUUCCUCAUAGCUAAAAUCUUCCAUUCCCUUUAUUAAUUUUGUAGUCAGCCUUUGCCUUUUUUCUAGUGGCAAAAUAUCCUUCCUUUAGAAGAGGUGCCCAAAAAUGCAUGGCAUAGUCAAGGUACGGUAUAACUGUUGAUUUAGAAAGACCCAAAAUUAUAUUUUCAUCCUGAGAUUUAUUGUCCUUUUUUAUGUAUAACAAUAACGUAUUGUCCAUAGCACCUGCUGAUUGACAUUGCAUAUUAUUUCCCAUUUUGUUGUCUCUAACAAUUCCCAAAUCCUUCUUAUUUGUUGAAUCUGGCUUUGCCGAUAGAAACAUUUCCAGAGGAGUAGAAAUUAUCAAACUAACUCCACAUCUGUAAGGUACAACAAAGAAUGGAUGAGCACUUAUUAAAGUGGGGUCUGUAUUCCUAAAAAGAGGGAUUCAGCCAUUUUAGUGGGUGUGGCUAGAGGUGUCACCAUGGCAGCGAUCUUGGAGGCCAUUUUAUGGGGCUUCUUGGCCUACUGAUAACCAUUUAUGUAACUGGAAAUACAACGUAGAUUAAGCAUCUUAUUUAUACAAACUAAUUACUAAACACAUCUAUUGUUUAAAGACACAUCACUGGGAUAUUCAAUAAAUAUGAUUCUCUGCUAUAAACUCGUUGUAUCGCUAAAACCUAAACCUCCCAGAAUAAGGGGACAUUAGGAUAGAGAUAAGUGACAGGGGGAUAUAUGUCUAAUGGCAGGGACUCUCUUCCCAAAAUAUAUGGGAGGUGUGCCUUAGUGACUAUAGCAAAUAUUUUUAUUGUUAUUUAUAUUUAUCUAAUUGUUAUAUUUAUUUAUGUGCAGAGCAACUGGCUUACCAUACAACUUGCUGAUAUCUGACCAUCUGGGUCGAGGUUCCUACCGUGAGAAAUAUGUCUAUAUAUACAGGUAGGUUAAACAGCUAGAUAUCGCAUUAGGAUUUGCACAUCCACUCAAACAUAUUAACAACAAUAUUCCGUAUGCACAGGCCUACUGUGUCAGUGGGGAACUCAGAAACUGAUUACUGACGGUUGACGGUGUAACUGGGCUCUUUCUAGUUGAAAAUAUUGUACUUUCAACUUUGUGGGAAAAAAAAGUUACAUUUUUUUAUCCUUUACUCAAUAUUGUUCUGACUGAGUUUUUUUUUUUAUGUGGUACUGUUAAUCUGCAGAGUGUGGAAUUAUUAGAGUGUUAUUUAUUUAUCAGAGAGACAUAUUCAAUACUGCCAUUAGAGUUAAAGGGACACUAUAGUCCCCAAAAUAACUUUAGCUCAAUGAAGCAGUUUUAGUGUAUAUAUCAUGCCUGUGAAGUUUCGUUGCUCAGUUCUCUACCAUUUAGUCGUUAAAUCACUUUUGUUUCUAAACAAAAGAUCUGAAGCUGCCAAGAUAAAGCAACAGACUUUGUGAGAGGGAAUAAAAACAGUGUAGUGGAUACGCUCUAACUGGAAAAGUAGGAUUUCACCAAGUCCUAUAAAAGUUAAAAAGAAUUAAGAACACCCUAAGGUGUAGAUAUCCAGGAGAUAAGAAGUAGAUAGAUCUAAUACUGAUAUGGAGGAAAUGAAAUAAAUAUAACCUCAAUUAUACAGUCUUAAAAACAAAAUCAUAAAAUACAAUUCAGACUAGUUUAACCCCUUAAGGACCAAACCUCUGGAAUAAAAGGGAAUCAUGACAUGUCACACAUGUUAUGUGUCCUUAAGUGGUUAAGUGAGUUCUGGGAGCUUGGAGCACCUGGUACUGGCCCAGUCCAGCAGUUUGACAGAUGUAUGAAUCUUACAUGAUCCAGCUUGUAUCAGCUUUUUUGUAUCAGCAAUAAUACACCAUACACCAGAUGGUGCGUUUACGGUGAUCUUGGUUAAUUCCUCUCUAUUCUAUUUCCCUGUAGGGAGGACAUUUUAAAGCCAACAGAGUGGUAUCACUAUGAUGACGGGUGCGAAAACUGUGGCACAGAUUCGUUUCUACGGGAGCCAUUUGUGGCCCGGUUCACUUCUUUAACUACUGGUAAAUCGGAAAGUUCAGGGGUGUCCUGAUAUUGGGAGUUAUGUGGUUAAUCAUUAUCUACCUAGUAUUUAAAGAAACACUUCGAGUACCAUAACCACUACAGCAUGCUUGGAGUGCCCUACCCACCCCCAAUAUAAGUAGGCAUGCUGUUUGCUAACUGAAGAUCUAAAGGCCAUUCCCAGUAUAUGGAUUGCAAAUAUGUAUGUCCCUUUCUCAUAAUAAGAAUCUAUAAGAUCUCAGACCUACAGUCUAUUUCACUAUUAUUCUAUAUUUUCUUUUGCAACUUUUAUUCUCUUAUGCUAUUUGUUGUUGUUAUGCAUGCUGCUUUUUUUCUCGUAGGUAUACAAUAUCAUUGUUAUAUAUUUGCAAAUCCUUUCAGUUCAUGUGUGCUUUGGUUUUUAACACAUAUUUUAUUCCAUUUUAAUCUAAUUGAUCAUUGCUAAGAAUGAUGUAUUUUAUGGUUUAGGUCUGAUGACAUCAUAAGAGCCCCCGAGACCAAACAUCAAGUGGUUUGUUAAUGUUUCCAAAACACAGACAUUGCAUUUUUCCUCCUAAUACAUGAUUUUAAAUUAUACAUCUUUUAUAAUACCUGACACGCUGUGGAAAAUGAGGGACAUCAUGAAUUUAAUACUAUUAAAGUUAUUUAUUAAUAAAGUUGUGCAUGAAGUCACUUUCAACGUGUAAAGAGUUGUCAUGUUUAACCACUUACAAGUGUUGUAUCUGAUUCUGUUAUUCUGAUUUCUCCUGUAGAGUUAAAAGACUUUGUCUUGGCGACGAUUCACACAAGCCCAGAUUACGCCAUGCUAGAGGUAGAUGCUCUGUACGAUGUGUGGGAAGACGCCAAGCAACGACUGCGUACAGAGGUUCCUAAUUUAUUUAUAAUAUCCUUAAUUUAUAGACUUUAACAUCCCCCCAUUCCACACUUUACAACUGCAUGGGGCAUGAAUGACAGUAACACACAGACUAUUAUUCAAAAACGAGAGGUAGAGCCACAAUGUUAUAAAUAAUUUGUUGUGUUCCAUAAAUCAAACCUAAACUUAAUUAUACACCCAGUUUCAACUAUAAUAAAUACACCUCUUUAAUACUGGGAAGACCCACUUUUGCACUCAGAAUGUCCUGAAAUAUAUGGGCCAUGUAUUCAACAAGGUAAUACGGUAUUUUUAGUCUUUCCUUGGAGACUCUGAUCUGUAUUGACAUUAUAACAUUACGCAGUUGCUACAGAUUUUUUAUUUAUAACACGUCAUAUUUAAUUUCAAAGAAUGAUACAAAUCGAAGCUUGUCUUUCUUUAACAAACCGUUUUGGGAUAUGUACAGUUAACUAUGUGCAGUCAAAAGGCAUGGUGUACUUUAAAAUAUCAACAUGCAAUUUCUGAUCUGCAUCUUCUUCUAUCGGAAGGUCCAAGUUAUAGUUGUUUUCUUUAUUAAUUCUUUAUUUUGGAGUGCAAAGGAAGUACAUACACAGUUGCUAAAGAUUUAUCAGUUGCACAUUGACAUUGUGACUCUUUCCUUCCAACACAUCUCAACAGUGAUCUACCAGACUGAGGUAUAGACUACAGGCGUAAAUGGAUACAAUGCAUGCACACAUUGAUAUGACGUAAGAUAUUUCACGUUGGACGUUGUGGUUAUCGGCUGGCGAAGCCCAUCCACUUCAAUUUUGGACAUGUUGUGUAUUCAGAAAUGCUCAUAGAACAGUUUUAUUAUGUGAUUCAGUAACUGUAGCAUUUCCUUAACCUUGAAUCUGUCUGGCUAUUCUCUUUACCGUCUGAUUUAGACAGAAAGGAGAUCCAAGGUAGAACUUACUUUUUAAACUUGGAAAUAGACAUUCUUUCUCCUUUUCAAAGUGUCAUUGACAUGUGAUUUAAAGAAACAUUGUAUUAUUUUAGUUGGCUGUCAGCUUUACACUCAUUUAAUAACAUUCAGCAUAAAAAAGAUUUGUGUUUUUCUGAACGUUUAUGUACAUAAGCAUUUAAAAUAUUUAUAUGCAUUUUUACAUACAAAAAGAUACAACUUGCAUUUUAUGAACGAAAAAUAAGCGAUAAGCAAAAAAUAAAAUAAAACAAACAAACAAAAACAAAACAACAUUUAAGAGGAUUUUCCCUGUGCAGAAUAUCCUGAUUUUGGGAGAUUUCAACUCAGACUGCAGUUAUGUGAGCUCCAGGCAUUGGCCAAUGAUCCGCCUUCGUCAGGACAAGAAUCUCCAGUGGCUGAUUGGUGAGGGGGCUGAUACCACUGUCAGCACAAACAAUAACUGUGCCUAUGACAGGUCAGUAUUGGUUAAUGCUCAAUGUGUGGGGGAACAUAACAUGGUGAACAUUACAUGGUGAACAUAACAUGAUGAAAGUGGGCAUGAGUAAUUUAAACUGUUCAUUUGUCUCAUAAAGUAAUGUAAGCUCUAUAUGACCUGAACCACCUACAGAUCAGUCUGUCCGUCUGUCCAUCCGUCUUUCUGUCUGUCUAUCCACCCACUCUAGGGUUUACUGUCAAUAUUGUAAACAUCUGACUUCGAGAUUACUGUAGUCUGUGAAAUUAUAUAACAGCGCAUUCCGUUUCUCUGAAAGGGCUAAUCUGUGAAUGCGGGAAGGAGUGUUGAAUUUUGAUACAGUUGGAUAUGGCUGUAUUCCAUACAAAUGUUUUGGACAGUGAAAUUUACACUUGUAGCAUAACUAGUAGGAAAGCCAUACUGGCUAUGAUUAGAGUGUCCCUAUAAAAGCUUUAGUUGGAUGUAAGUUUAAAGAUUUUAAAAUUUCAUGGGUGGUAUGGUGUCAAUGUAAGAAUAUGCCUGGGCCCCAAAUAUCGUUGGGGUGUGUAUGGAACAGUGUCUAAACAAAAUGUGCUACUUUUAUUUACAUACGGUCAAGGUCACAUUUUUGUACACAAAACUUUUAGACAAAAGUUCAAUAACCACGGAUUAUAUGUUUGCUGAUUGGUGCAAGUGUUGUUCUGUACCCAUCAGAUAUGUUCCCUUUCCCCCUAUAUGACAAUAUCCAUUCUGUAAAGCAAGAGGGGCAUAACAUAUGUGAGAUCCCAAGAUAGCAACUUUUCUUCCAAAAUGCAAUCAUUAUGGGCGGUAAAAUUAAAUGCCAAAUGUCACUCCAGUGUGAAUUGUUAGGAAUUUUAGUUAAAGUAAAUAGUAACAAGUACAUUUAGCAUUUUUUACCACAAUUGAUGAAUUUGAAAAUUAUCUAGGCGAGCCAUGUGUCUGUUACCCUAAAAACAUACGGUAUUGCUACAGUAAUUUGGCAGUGCCAAAUUGAGAAAGCUCCACAAAUGUGUCAAUGAAGGGUAAAUAAGAGGGUAUCUCUGGUAAACCAUUAGUAGUAAGGAAUUUGUAACAAUUUAACAGCAAUGUGGCCUUUGUUGAAGCAAAAAAUAAAUUCUCUAACAUUAGAGGUCACUGUAGUCACUAUAGUCAUUAUUCUAUCAUUCUCAAUGCUCUAGUACUGUGUUGGUGCUCCCGUUCUGUUCACUAUUCUUAUCUAUUUUGUUUUGUUUCCCUCACACUUCUUCCAGGUUUGUAGUGAGUGGAACAGGGUUGAAAAACGCAGUGAUUCCCGGCACAGCCAGGCCUUUCAACUUGCAAGUGGAAUAUGGCCUUACUUACGCUGAGGUGAGGAUACCAUCUGAAUAUGUUUUCUUGUUUUGCGUAAUUGGUUUAUCGUCCGUGCUUCGUAGUGGCUAAGCUUGCUGGUUAAGUCAAUGAAAGGGACAGGUUGCAUGUUGAUUGUGAAAGGAGUGCGUGUGGCUAGCUCCUGCUAUCAUGCAGGAGCGAUAAAAGCAGAGACACACUUCUAGACUGACUGCUUACAGUGCGAGACUGUGAGAGUGGAUAGUCCACCAGUGUUUUAGUAUUUAGUGACACACGUAAUCCUACAAACCUCUUGACUUUUAUUUCGGUUUAGUUUUUAGUUUGGGUAACAAUGUUUCAGUGAAUUUAAAAAAUAUAUAUAUAUUCAUCUUCUAAUUCCAUUGAACCAUUGAUGUUUUGUAGUGCUGCUACAUACAAUGGUAUGAGUAAAACCCGUAUCCUUUAUAUCUCAGGCAAAAGCAGCGUCUGACCAUUACCCUAUUGAGUUGGAACUCCGCAAAGAUGGUGAGUAUUGUAUGAUCGUGGUUACAAUGGAGAUUUAAUAAAAAGAUAUAAAGUGUAAAUCCUAGACUUUAAAUGUCAGUUUCCCAUAUACAUUCAGUUGCAUUCAACCCUCUUAUUGGAGUUGAUAAAUCUUGAGAGUUUUACAGUGAAUGAGGGUUGAAGAGAAAGAAAUCAAGAGCAGGAUAGAUUAAUGAAUAUUUGUAAAAGAUUUGAAAAUUAAAGACUAAAUCACAGGCUUAAAGGUUUUAGUGGCACUUCCACCAUCUGGGGACUUUGCAGAAUUUGCAAAGACCCACAAUGUUGGCCAGGGUAAGGUGAGUGGGGGGAGGGGUAGGUUGGCUAAGGAGAGUACUCAGUAACUGAACCUGUCCCCUGCGGGCGCCAGCAUCUUUAUUCGGUGGAUCUUCUUCAGGAGUGCCAGGAGCCAAUGUCACUGCAAUACUCUUGUGCAUGUAAAAGAGCACAGUGUUGAGGUCUAUGUAGGAUCCCUACUUUGUCUCAAUAUAUUUCAUAACUAAAUUUGAAUUUCAGUGAAUUUACCAUUUUAAUAAUUGUGCAAAACAUGAAAGGUGAGAGUGGUGUACAGAUUAGCAGGAUUGCAGAGGAGGGGAACUAUUGAUUAUUGAGAGAGUUAUGUUGCCAUGGAAGAACUGACAAAGAACUUAGUGAGGAUGUACCCACUCACGUGUAGAUAAAUUUCGCAGACAGUGGCUGGUGGAGCGGCAAGGUUGGACAGAGAACAUAUCCCUGUAACAUCCAUCAGUAUAACCUACACAGUAUGAGGGAACAUUCACAGAGAUCUGUGCAUGUCUAAGAGACGGUUUCCUGACACCCAUGACAGUUUGUGUUUUAUGAAUGCUAUAAACAUGGUCACAUGGUCACAUCUCACUCUGUAGUCAUUGACAAAUAACUUCAAGGGCAUCGUAUGUACUCAUUGUAGUCUGCUAUCCUGGCCAGCAUCUCAUACAACUGUCGACCAGGAAAUAUCCCAGUGGGUAAGUCAAGGUCUGGAGAUCACUGAGAGCACAAGCCACCAACCCAUGCACAAACCAGCACAGUGGUACUUGGAUUGAAUUUCUGCCUGCUGUCUGACUACUGCAGUGCUGUCCAAACAGACAUCUCAACACACCUCCUGCUAUUUUCAUGAUUUUUAUAUUCAGACAAAUAGUUUGAGGCUGCAGCCCACAACCCCUUUGCCAGCCCUCCCCUGCUAGUAGCCCAGGGCAAUUGCCCCUCUGACCCCAUGCCAGCCUACCAAUGAAUGUUGCUUGGUAAAAGAGAAUUGAAAUCAAGAAAGAUGGGAAGAAUUUAUAGUGUCCAACCCUAUGACCAUAUGCCAAGAGAUAUUGGAAGAGUUUGUUUGAAAGAGAGAACAAGCUUUUAGUAAGAAGUAGACGAGCUUUGUUGCUGGACUCAAUAAAUCUAUCCAGUCCAGUUUCAGUGCUGUAUGGGAAGAGAAUGUUCAUUACUAGCCUGUCUUACAAAAUAGAGUUUAUAUAUUGCUCAUAUAAGUUUUGAUUAAAUCAGUUUCUUUCAGCCUGACAACAGUUAGUCAGUCUCCAAACCAUCUAAAUGACACAGAAUUAACUCUUAUGAUUUAAGGUCAACUGUCACUUAGGAAUUUACAAAACUGAUUAAAACAUUGAAAUUACAUGAAACGUGUGAUAAGCUUUUUUUUUUUUUUUUUUUGCCUGAUUUUUCCAUUACUUUUUAAAAUGUAUAUUAAAAAAUCUAGUAAAUAAGUUUAUAAUCCAGUUUGGUCAAGACACAGUCAGGGAACGCAGCGCAAACAAGAGGGAGAAGUAGAAUCAUUGUCUUCAUGUCUCCUCUUCUCUGUAAGGUCUCUCUAUUCUGACUGCCAUGUGUAAAGCACAGAGCUUAUAACAAUGAUUGACAGGGAGCCAAAAUGGAGACGCCUAGUACCAGGAUAGAGAAAUGUGGGUUUUUACAUUUAAUUAAAAUUUUAACAACUCACACAUAUUUAUUUGUUAAAUAUAGGUAUAUUUAACAUUACAAUAGCUGAGAGGUAACAAUGCCCCUUUAACUGCCUAUAAAUAUUGAUUUAAUUACCUUUCCCUCUCGCAGGUUUAUACAAUGGCCAGCGUUUCGCGAUCAGUGCGAGCGUUGGGAUAAGUGGAGGUCUGUCUCUGAAUGGCGUCUGUAACUGCGUAGGAGUAGAUUUUGCAAGCUGCAAUGGACGCUGUGGAGCCUAUUCCAAGAAUUUCCCCUGUAGCUGUAAUGCUUCAUGUACUACCUAUGGCGACUGCUGUGCUAACUACUUACCUUACUGUAAACCGUAAAUCAUCUGGACUUUAAAGAGCGACAAACCAUAAUGUCCUUAUUGCACAGUGCUACAGAUCAUGCUGUCAUUUUAAAAUAUAUAAUCACUGAAAACAAUAUUUACAAACUUUCUAACUAGGCCUUGAAAUAAGCUUGCCCAGAAAAUGUACUCUAUUUUACUUCUCCGCUAAGUCUUUUAAAGUGUUUUUUUUUUUUGUCCAUUUCAAAGUGUAUAAAGCUUUAAUCAAUAAACAGAUUGGAUUAGCGUGA
Pelobates cultripes (western spadefoot toad) is the source of this 14599-nucleotide messenger RNA. The record is from the annotation of a GenBank genome assembly. Lineage: Eukaryota; Metazoa; Chordata; Amphibia; Anura; Pelobatidae.